Messenger RNA from Nicotiana tabacum (common tobacco), 1871 nucleotides. RefSeq names its product glutamyl-tRNA(Gln) amidotransferase subunit A, chloroplastic/mitochondrial. Gene Ontology annotation, cellular component: glutamyl-tRNA(Gln) amidotransferase complex. Gene Ontology annotation, biological process: translation. The record is from RefSeq and is a predicted model, not a curated record. Gene Ontology annotation, molecular function: glutaminyl-tRNA synthase (glutamine-hydrolyzing) activity. NCBI's taxonomy places the organism in Eukaryota, Viridiplantae, Streptophyta, Magnoliopsida, Solanales, Solanaceae.
CCGUUGAUCUCGCCACUACUUUUCUUCAACGCUUACGUCACACAGAACCGCAGCUCAAGAGCUUUUUAUAUGUAUCCGACGUCGUUUUGAAGGAAGCUGAAGAGAUUGAUAGGAAAAUUGCUAACAAUGAGGAGUUGGGCCCACUUGCUGGGGUUUUGGUUGGGGUUAAGGAUAAUAUUUGUACGGCUGAUAUGCCUUCAACUGCAGGGUCCAAGAUUUUGGAGAAUUAUAAACCCCCAUUUGAUGCUACUGCUGUUGGCAAAAUGAAAAAGUGUGGUGCCAUUGUUUUUGGGAAAACUAAUAUGGAUGAGUUUGGUAUGGGGAGUACAACUGAAGGCUCCGCUUAUCAGGUGACAGCAAAUCCUUGGGAUUUGUCCCGAGUACCAGGUGGUUCAUCAGGGGGCUCAGCUGCAGCUGUUUCUGCUAGACAAUGUAUGGUAUCAUUGGGAAGUGACACUGGUGGAAGUGUUAGACAACCAGCUUCUUUCUGUGGUGUUGUUGGUUUGAAGCCAACAUAUGGGCGUGUCUCUAGAUACGGACUUGUGGCAUAUGCUUCAUCUCUGGAUGUUAUCGGUUGUUUUGGCUCAUCAGUUGCUGAUGCAGGCAUUCUCCUUCAUGCAAUAUCUGGUCAUGACAAGUUUGACGCAACAAGUAGCAAGCGAGAAGUUCCCGACUUUGCUUCCCAAUUUAUUGCUAGAGAUCAUUUGGACUCCAAACCUCUGAAAGGAUUGAGAGUUGGUCUGAUCCGAGAAACCAUUGAAGAUGGAGUUGACCCGGAAGUAAUUACUUCAAUCCGUGGUGCUGCUAGUCAUCUUGAAGAACUAGGAUGCACCGUCACCGAGGUCUCAUUGCCAUCCUUCUCUCUAGGAUUGCCAGCUUACUAUAUCCUUGCUUCUUCUGAAUCUUCUUCAAAUUUGUCCCGCUAUGAUGGUAUCAGGUAUGGCAAACAAGUUGUUGCCGAUGAGUUAAACUCCCUUUAUGGGGAAUCUCGUGCUGGAGGCUUUGGUUCUGAGGUGAAAAUGAGAAUCCUAAUGGGGACAUAUGCUCUAUCUGCUGGUUAUUAUGAUGCAUACUACAAGCGAGCUCAGCAGGUUAGGACUUUGGUAAGGGAAAACUUCAGGGCAGCAUUAGAGGAGAAUGAUAUUUUGAUUUCACCUGCUGCACCAUCAGCGGCUUACAGAAUUGGUGAAAAGAAGAACGAUCCAUUGUCAAUGUAUGCUGGUGAUAUCAUGACUGUCAAUGUCAACUUGGCUGGUCUUCCAGCAUUAGUUCUCCCCUGUGGAUUUGUUGAUAGCAGCUCUGCGGCCCUUCCCGUUGGUGUUCAGAUGAUUGGUGCUGCAUUUGAAGAGGAGAAAUUGCUUAAAGUAGGCCAUAUCUUUGAGCAGACACUGCAAGGCUGCUCUUUUAUUCCUCCUAUAGUAGCCGAUGAAUUGGCAUGCUAGUCGCGAAUUCUUGCACAUUUGUGGGAGAGUGUUCUUCCACUUGCAGCAGUUAAUCAACCUAGCGAUUUCAGACACUGGCGAAAUAGCUUAUGGUGGAAAACUCUGUGCUAAUAGGAAGACAGAUGCAUCCAUUCCAUAUCAAAUGUUCCGCCAAGCUUUCUCUGCUCGUGCCACAUUUGACACAAAACUGAUAUGUUCAGAAGUUUCUAGUGCUGAAUUUUUGUAAGGAGGAUUGGCGUAAAAAAUAUGCGCCAAUUGCGAAUUCAUAAGAACUCUCAAAAAAUUGGGACACUGUUACUUAUUGAAAGCAUUUUUCUUAGGUGUAAAUUAGCUUGCAUAAAUUUUGAACACCUUCAUCAUGUACACAUUUAUUUCAUAUUUUUUAUUUUCUGGAAAGUUGUAUUUCAUAAAUUCCCUUCAUUCUGUUUA